This is a messenger RNA of Penicillium chermesinum, 1098 nucleotides long. RefSeq lists its product as uncharacterized. Gene Ontology annotation, cellular component: mitochondrial inner membrane. The transcript has 4 exons. The record is from RefSeq and is a predicted model, not a curated record. Bases 1 to 1098 code for a protein of 365 amino acids. Gene Ontology annotation, molecular function: ATP-dependent peptidase activity. Gene Ontology annotation, biological process: protein quality control for misfolded or incompletely synthesized proteins; mitochondrion organization. NCBI's taxonomy places the organism in Eukaryota, Fungi, Ascomycota, Eurotiomycetes, Eurotiales, Aspergillaceae.
AUGGCCUUUCAAGUCACCAUCCCGCGGCCGAACCUCACUGCCGUGACAACCGAUAUGUGGCCAUCGGUGUCUUCCAUGCUGGCUGCUCCCUGGAAGCAGACAGGACGAGUCCCUACUUCUAGUACUCGUGAACUCCGCCCUCGGCAGGAACGCGAUUCACCGACGCCCCCUGAGAAGGUCCGGUUGCCAGACUUCCUGGAGUCGGUGUCGCUGGAUGGUCUGAAGACGCGCAUGAACCAACCAGCCCAGCGCGGAUGUUCUCCGCUCCUCCGUGGUGGAAAUCUGGCCUGGAACACAUCGUCAUCGCUCCUUCGCGGUCUCUCCCCAUCACCAACUCGAUCCUUCUCAACCGUCACUGCAUUCCGCGUCCGCCCCGCCCCUAGGAUCAAUGGACUUUCCAAAUUCGAGCAGCAACGCUUCAUAUUCGGGGGCCCUUCGCAAGGAAUUUUGGCUCAGAAGGAAAAAACAGCCAACAACAAUCCGAACAGCGCGAAUGCGCAGUAUGCAUUUUACCAGGCUCUUAUGCGGGCAAAUUUGCCUGCGAUAGUCGUCGAGCGAUACCGCACUGGACGAUUUGCGAGCAACGCAAACACCGACCUACUGUUCAACAAGGCUUUGCAAAAGGUUGGCGUGACCGACGCAGGGUUCGCCGCUGGUCAAGCUCAAGGGUCAAAUUUGACACCCGAACAGCUUCAGGCUGUUGGGCAGGCUGUCGCAGCCCGAGCUAGUGGGAACCAAAUUGGCAUGGCAAAUAUGCAAACUUCUGGUACUGGUGCUAAGGACUCUCCGCUCUACGUUGUGGUGGACGAAUCCAUGGGUGCCACCAUAUUCCGCUGGUUCAAAUUUUUGAGUAUCUUCGUGUUUUUUGCCUACAUCUCAAUGGUCUGCCUUACUGUGUUGCUCGAGAGCACUGGCAUGAUGAAGAACAUCCGAGGCUCGCAUCCUAAUGAAGCGCAGCCCGAGAAACAGACUGUUCGAUUCAGCGACGUUCACGGCUGUGACGAAGCCAAGGAUGAACUCCAGGAACUUGUUGAAUUCCUUCUUAACCCCGAACGGUUCUCGUCGCUGGGCGGAAAGCUUCCCAAGGCGUACUCUUAG